Messenger RNA from Manihot esculenta (cassava), 2473 nucleotides. RefSeq names its product disease resistance protein At4g27190. The transcript is spliced from 3 exons. Bases 26 to 2179 code for a protein of 717 amino acids. NCBI's taxonomy places the organism in Eukaryota, Viridiplantae, Streptophyta, Magnoliopsida, Malpighiales, Euphorbiaceae. The record is from RefSeq and is a predicted model, not a curated record.
AGCACUUGUAACAGUGGGAAGGGCAAUGAGAGGCAAAGAUCCUGAUGAAUGGCAAGAGGCAGUUAGAGAGCUAAGGAAAUCACAGCCAGAAACCAUUGAAGGGAUGGAUGAAGAUGUGUACAGAUGUCUUCAGUUCAGCUAUACUUACCUGAAAGAUAAGAAAGCCAAGAAAGUUUUCAAGUUAUGUUGUUUAUUUCCUGAGGAUUUUAACAUCCGUAUAGAAGACCUGGUAAGAUAUGGGUUUGGAUUGAAAAUAUUUGAAGAUAUGAGAAUGGAGGAUGCUAGACGAAGUGCUCAUUCCAUCAUAAAAAAUCUCAAAGAUUCUUGUUUAUUAUUGGGAAGUGAUGAGGAAGGCUGCGUAAAAAUGCAUGAUGUCGUGCGUGAUGUUGCCUUAUCAAUGGCAUCAGAUUAUUUUGUUAGAGAUGGUGUCAAAAAGUUGGAGGAUUGGCCAGAUAUGGAAGAGAUGAAGCGUUAUACUGGCAUCUCAAUAAUGCAAAAUCAGGUUUCUCAAUUUCCCGAUGCUUGGGAUAGCCCAAAUCUCAAGAUAUUAUUGAUGGAUACUGAAAAAAGUCGUUCUAGUUCACAUCCUUUUUGGGAGAAGGCGAUGGACAUGCGAGCAACGGUCUUAACAGGGAUGAAAGCCCUUCAAGUUUUUCAUCGGAGAGAUAGUAGUAGGAAAAGUUAUAUAGCACUAUCUUUUCGGUUCUUGGAACUAGAAUUUAGUCAAUUAACCAAUCUUCGGACGUUGAUGCUUCAGUAUUAUAAGACUGUUGACACCACUCCAAUUGGGAAGCUGAAGAUGCUUGAAAUUCUCAGCUUGAAGAAUUGUGAGUUCCUAAAGCCAUUCAAUACAAUAGGGAAGUUGACUAAUCCAAGGUUACUGGAUGUGGAAUUUUCUUCUCUUCAUGUCGUCUCUUCUUCCAUAUUUCCAAUCAAUGCUAUGUCUACUCUGUCCCGAUUAGAAGAACUGUACUUCCUUUCUUUUGAUAUGUUAAGACCCACAAAGUACACAUUUCUCCUUUUUCCAUUCCUUCAUAAUUUUCGAUCCUUCGAUGACUUGAACAUAACAGUUUUGAAAACCCUUUCUCGCUUGACCACCCUUACAACUCACAUUCAAACCAUUCCCGAAGGCUUUACGUUCCCAGAUUUGAAGGUUUUCAAAAUUCAUUGGGGAAGCCGGAUAUGCAUUAGAGGAAAAGAAAAGCUGAUUAAUGCAUUUUUAUCUGAAGUUGAAGGAUUUAAUUAUUUGGGUCUUUGUGGUGAAUUCGGGGGCGGGAGUAAUAUCACAAUUUCAUCACUAGUUUGUAUGAAGCCAUUAAUGCCAAGAACAAAUUUUCUGUAUUUAGAUUCACUUGAGGAGUUAAAGAAUAUCAAUCCUUGCUUAUUAUUAGGUGGUUUAGAUGCUUUGAAGAUACUAGUGAUUGUCAAUUGUCCUAGUUUCGCUUACUUGAUCAACGCCCAAGAGUUUCUUGGAAGGUAUGCUUUGUUGCCGGAACUGGAAGGACUGUGUUUUGAGGAUUUGGACACCUUCAAAGCAUUAUGCAAUGGUGAACUACCUCCUGGAACUUCCUUGUCCAUGAGGAAGCUCAAAUACUUGGCCUUUUUUAGAUGUCCAGAAUUGUUGAAUAUUUUCACUUUACCCAAUCCACAGCAAGAAUUCGAGCAACUCCCAGUUCUUGAAGAGAAAGGAAUGAAGAACAUAUCGAAGGGCCCCACUGAGUUGUUGCAUCUGCCCAAGCUACAAAUCGUAUGCAUUAAUGGGUGCCAGAAAUUAAAAGUUAUAUUUCCUGCUUCUAUUGCUCAAGGACUAGAGCAGCUGAAAGAACUUGAAUUAGAAGAUUGUGAUCAAUUAGAAGCAAUUGUUGCAGAAAGGGAAGAAGAGGAAAGGAGGAUUGACAAAGUGGUGUUCUCUCAAUUAAUAAGGAUUAGGUUGUACAAGCUUUACAAUCUUAAAGCUUUUUGCAUGGAUAACUUACCUUUGAAAUGGCCAUCCUUAAAAGAGUUAUCUGUGGACGCUUGCCCUAAAAUGAAGACAUUUGCUGCUUCUGAUGGAAACCAGAUCACACCGAAAUUGAAGGAGAUCAAAAUAAAUAUCAAUUACAUAAAGCUUGAUGGAACAAACUUAAACAUAAUUAUGAAAUAUCACAACAAAGAGGAGAUCCAAGCGAUGAACAACUGAAGAUGUGUCCAAUGUUAGAAGGCAAGACAAAUACAAAAGAGGUGCAAAGUUUUUUAUCCUUACAUCAUUGCAGCAAGGAGGUGGCAAAUGGCAGCAUGGAAUACUUUAUAUUCAUAAAAUGUUCUUAGGCAUUAUUUAUUACUUGUGAUGUCAAUAUUAUUUUCAUAAGUUUAGCGUAUCAUAUUUAGUACCAUUAAAUAUAAAUUGACUGAUAAAUAUGUUACGUUUUUUAUUAUUAUUUAUGGAUUUCAAAUAUAAAAAUACAAAGACUACAAUAAUAAAUUUUAGUCUCUA